This is a messenger RNA of Haliaeetus leucocephalus (bald eagle), 3034 nucleotides long. RefSeq names its product ATP/GTP binding protein-like 5 (gene AGBL5). The record is from RefSeq and is a predicted model, not a curated record. NCBI's taxonomy places the organism in Eukaryota, Metazoa, Chordata, Aves, Accipitriformes, Accipitridae. Gene Ontology annotation, molecular function: metallocarboxypeptidase activity; zinc ion binding. Gene Ontology annotation, biological process: protein deglutamylation; proteolysis.
AUGGAGAUCCGUUGCGGCGGGCUGCUCUUCAGCUCCCGCUUCGACUCGGGCAACCUGGCACACGUAGAGCAGGUAGAACCGCCCGGGGCGGGGGGCGGGGGCCCCGCGGCCUGGGGUGCCGCUCUCCCCGCCGCUGACUACGAGUUCAACGUCUGGACGCGGCCCGACUGUGCCCAGACCGAGUAUGAGAACGGCAACAGGUCCUGGUUCUACUUCAGCGUGCGGGGGGGUGCUCCGGGGAAGCUGAUCAAGCUGCACAUCCUGAACAUGAACAAGCAGAGCCGGCUGUACUCCCAGGGCAUGUCCCCCUUCGUGCGGACCCUGCCCGUGCGGCCCCGCUGGGAGCGCAUCCGCGAGCGGCCCAGCUUCGAGAUGGUGGAGACGCAGUUUGUGCUGUCCUUCGUGCACCGCUUCCUGGAGCACCGUGGUGCCACCACCUACUUUGCCUUCUGCUACCCCUUCUCCUACACGGAGUGCCAGGAGAUGCUGGCACAGCUGGAUGGCCGCUUCCAGGAGUGCAGGCACAUGUCUCCCAGCAGCUCCCUCGACUCUGUCUAUUACCACCGGGAGCUGCUCUGCCACUCCCUGGACAAGCUGCGAGUGGACCUGCUCACCGUCACCUCGUGCCACGGCAUGCUGGAGAAACGGGAGCCCCGGCUGGACAAACUCUUCCCAGACACGACCACUCCCCGGCCACGCCGCUUUGCAGGGAAGAGGGUGUUUUUCCUGAGCAGCAGAGUCCACCCGGGGGAAACACCCUCCAGCUUUGUCUUCAACGGCUUUCUGGACUUCAUCCUGCGGGAGGAGGACCCUCGUGCCCAGAUGCUGCGGCGGAUGUUCGUCUUUAAGCUCAUUCCUAUGCUGAACCCUGACGGGGUGGUGCGGGGCCACUAUCGAACUGACUCCCGUGGGGUAAAUCUGAACCGCCAGUAUCUCAACCCCGACGCCGAGCUGCACCCUGCAGUGUAUGGGGCCAAAGCUGUCCUCCUCUACCACCACGUUCACAGCCGCGUCCUGCCGGGCUCUCCUGACUGGAGGACAUACGUCUCCCCACUCAGCACCAGCUCAUUAAGCACAAAAUCUUCCAACCUUUCCGUCUGCAGCAGCACCCCAUCCCCGGACGCAGCCCUGUCAGAGCUGGAGAAAGCCAAUAACCUCCGCAACUCACCCAGCACCUGGCGUGCCAGCACAUACUUCAGCCCUUCUCAGGAACCCCGGCUCUCGGGAGCACCUGCCACCGAGCUGCAAGGACUGGGCGGCAAGGACCAAGCUGUCUGGAUCCUCCCUUCAAGCCACACCGCGGAGCACUGUGAGGAAGAAGCCAGGAGGCCUCCACCAGCACCUCUCCCCGAAACCAUCCUGCCCCAGGACAGUGGGCUGGCCUACUAUGUCGAUCUCCAUGGGCACGCCUCCAAGCGCGGCUGCUUCAUGUACGGCAACAGUUUCAGUGAUGAAAAUGAUCAGGUGGAGAACAUGUUGUUCCCCAAACUCAUCUCCCUGAACUCACCUCACUUUGACUUCAUGGGCUGUAACUUCUCGGAGAAGAACAUGUACGCCAAAGACAAACGGGAUGGGCAGUCGAAGGAGGGCAGCGGGCGAGUGGCCAUCUACAAAGCCUUGGGGAUCAUCCACAGCUACACACUGGAAUGCAACUACAACACAGGGCGCUCGGUGAACAGCAUCCCCGUGGCCUGCCAUGACAAUGGGAGGGCCAGCCCGCCGCCCCUUCCUGCCUUCCCCUCCAAAUACACCGUGGAGCUGUUUGAGCAGGUCGGGAGAGCCUUGGCUGUGGCAGCACUGGACAUGGCAGAGUGCAAUCCCUGGCCCCGGAUCGUCCUGUCAGAGCAUAGCUGCCUCAGCAACCUGCGAGCCUGGAUGCUGAAGCACGUGCGGGGCAUGAAGGGCACAGGCGGGGGCCCACGGAGGAGAGGAGGUGCCAGGACCCCCCCCAGGAGCUCCACCGGGCUUCCCACCUCAGCCUCCGAUAACGCCCUGUCCCGCAUGAGGAGCUUCAGCAACGGCACCAGCGGGAGCGGCAGCAGCCAGCAGGACUCGCCGCAGAUCAAAGCCUCCCCCAGCUUCACCUUCAGCUGCAGCAGGCCCUCGGGUCCGGCCGCUGUGAGCCAGAGUCUUCAGAAAGGCAGCGCCAGAGCCCCAGCACCGGGCAGAGGUAAGCUGCGCUGGGGACCUCUUGUGCGCUUGAUCCAGUACCUGUCGAGCUGCUGUGUGAAGCCGCAGCCCUGAGGAGAGCUCUGUGCCAGCGUAACAGUGUGCUUUGACGUAAUAAAAGUGGGUUUGCGUGGAAGAAGUGCGUGUGAACCGCCGCCCCCUCCCCUUGGAAGGGUCCUGGAUGCCGUGCUCAGCUCUGUGCUGUGUCCCGAGCAGAGCAGCCCUGGCUGAGUCAGGACAGACGCCACACGGCGAGACCCGUGGCUCCUCCAGCACAGCUUCUGCAGGGAACCAAGGGGGCCUAGCUGAGCUCCUGCCCAACGGCUCUGCAGCCCCUGGCUGGGCAGAAGCUGCCUGCCACUUCUGUUGCACCGAGAUUGCAGGGACUCUGUCCGCUGUGGGCUGCCGGGGGAGAUGGCCCUUCCUGCACUGGUGGUGCAGGGGCCAAGGGGUUUCUGGAGAAGCCAGCACAGAAAACCUCCGCUCAACUUCCCGAGGCCUCAGCUGCUCCCAAAGCAUUCCCAAGGCCUGUAGGGAUACACCAAAGUGCCUUCUCCCUUCCCAGGCACCUGCUGAGCAGCAGUCGAUCAUGGCACAUGACUGUGGUCAUGGUGAGGCAGGCUAGCAGAGCUGUAAUUAGUCACUGGGGGCUUUGAACACACGGUGAGUCCUGUCCGGUGGGGGCCAACUCGCAGCACCAAGCUGCCAAGCCACCUGCACAGCUAGGAGAAAGGCCCUGGCUUACCACCCCGACUCUGGCAGCGGGAGGGUGCCAAAACCAAGGCAAUGCUGGCUUCCUCACCAUGGGGCAGGGGGCUCAGCACCACUGCAGGCUGUGGCAGGGCAGGCAGUGCUGCUCCAGGCC